This is a messenger RNA of Porites lobata, 5526 nucleotides long. Lineage: Eukaryota; Metazoa; Cnidaria; Anthozoa; Scleractinia; Poritidae. The record is from the annotation of a GenBank genome assembly.
AUGGGUAACCUACCCGUUAGAGAAUGUGUAACUAAAGUUUAUAAAGCUGCUCGUGAUGGUUCUUCUGAUUUGGAGGAUCUUUUAAAGCGGCUGAAAACAACUGAGCAAAGAAAAACCGCUUUGGAAACAAAAACUAAAGAUGGCAGCCAUUUUGUGACUCCUCUCAUCAUCGCUGCUCACAAUGGACACCUGAAUUCUGUGAAGAUUCUUCUGCGAUAUGGGGCAGACAUCGAGGAUCGAGGAACGGUUAAGAUAGCUGACGAAGUUGUAAAGGGUUGUACACCUUUAUGGGCCGCUGCUGCUUCUGGUCAUCUUGAUGUUGUUAAACUGUUUAUUAACAAAGGAGCCUUUAUGGAUCUGCAAGACGAAGAUGGCAACACUGCACUUCAUUACGCUGUGAAAGGGGGGCACUUAAAGAUAGUCAGUGAGCUUUUGGCUCUUGGAGCAUCACAACUGCCAAAUGAUCUAGGUUUAACACCACUUCUUUAUGCCUGUGAUGAAUGUUUCAUUGAAAUGGUGGAGCAUAUUAUCAACAGACCGGAAUGUACAAAGGAACAGAGAAUUGAUGCUCUUGAACUUCUUGGUGCCACCAUUGCUAAUAAUAGUUCUGGUGACUCUGAGAAAGCGUUUAGUUAUAUGAAACGUGGGAUGGAGGAGAGGUAUGAAGACCCGGCACAUCCAUUGCUUAAAAAGAAAAUGGAACCUGUGGAAGCGUAUCAAAAUAGAAAAGAGAGUCAAACUCUUGAGGAACUUGCUCUUUUAGAAGGUGAUGAUCAUGCUAUCGGCAUGGAAGGACUUCUCAGCGAAGAGAGAAUCCUUGGGUCUGACAACCUAGCAAAUCUGCGAAAAAUCCAUUACCGGGCAUGUGUUUUAGCUGACUCUGAGGACGAGCUUUGUUGUGGUUUGUGGCAACGUAUGUUGGAGAAGAAAAUGAAGAGCGAUGUUGCAAUAACACUAGAAGAUCGUACAGAUUUAACAGCUUUCUUUGGAUUUAUGGUACAAAAAGGUAUACAUUUAAAUCCAAAUUUGAUUGAAGACUUUUUCGAAGCACUGGUUGCUGCAAGUGAGAACUCGCGAGAGGAGCAUGAAAACGAGGAGCAAGAAAAAGUUCUUUACUGUGCUCUCUAUCUUUUGAUGAUAUACAUCAAAGUUAAAGGUCAAAACGCCAACAUGACUGACUUUCUACAAAGAUUCUUGCGUUUAAACCCUCGAACCAAUGAUGGAAAUACUUUACUGCACUUAGUUGCAUGGCAUGAAACCCCAAUUUUUUCGUAUGGUGAUGAAGAAAUAGAAGACAUGAUGCAAAGUGUGUGCAAGUUUCCAUGUGUUGAGACCAUGAAGCUUAUUUUACAUGCAGGGUGUGAUGUAAAUGCCGUUAACACCGAGGGAAACAUACCUCUCCAUCUAGCUGUGACGUUCAAGCCUGCUGACCCUGAAGAAGUCGUGAUUUUGUCAGAAAUGCUGUUGUUGUUGUUAGAUAUCGGUGCAGAUCCAAAGCUGGUAAACAAGAAUGGGAAAACACCACUGCACAUCUGUGAGACUGACGAGGCUCGUAGAAUACUGUCAGAGAAAAGAGGACUGAGUGCCAUGAACGUCGACGUCGGAGAUGUAAGAGAGGUUUAAAUGUUAACAUAUUAUAAUUUUGUAAAAUUAUUUCUGUCACCUCUGUCACGAAAUGAGAAGAGUACUUACUUCCGUGUUCAAUGUUGUGUUUAUUAUAAAUCCGUCACACUUGUCUGCCCGUCUCUAUCUGCAUGAUCUGGACGCCUGGAGAAAGAUUAAUUUCCAAAAUCGUCUUUUCGAAUGAAACGAUCCAUCACAAUGCCGUGAUAGCCACAAAAGGCAUAUUUGGUAGUAGCAUGUACAGAAGCCACCUAGAUUAAGCUAUAUAAUAUAGCAAGCGGGCGCGCGUGAAUGUUCUAAAGCGGCCCAAUUGUUACUCCGGACAAUUUACUGACUAUAGGAACUGUUAUGAACCAUUCGAUUGACGUUAGCGAAAAAGAAUUCACACUGAAUUCAAAUUUUUCCAAAUAUAAGACGUUCAAAGAACAAAUUAAACUGAAACACUAACACAUUCUUUGUAAAUCUCUUUUGCAGGCGAGAGAAAGGGAGUUUUCCCAAUUUCCUGUUUCAUUUCCCCUCGCAAUGUCUCCGCUAUUUUUUGCCCCCUAGCCCCAAACAGAUCAGAGCCUGUUUACCAGGCUACAGAAGUGCCAUAUUCCUGAGGGAUUUAUGACAGAUCGUGGUUUAGAGGUGGCUAAAAGAAUCGUUUAAAUAGUUUAGGAUAUAGUACGUUUAUUGUACUAAAUUACUUUGGUAAUAAACAUAUCUGAGGGGGCAUGUCCUUUUCUAUUCCCAAAGGCUGGAAAAAUAGAAAGUGGAACUGAUCAGAGGAGAGAAGGAGGAGGAUCUCUUACUGGAACAGUAAAAGAUGUUAAUGAAAACACGCAGAAGGAGACUGAAACAAAGGAAAUAUCAGGUAUAUAAGAGAAUCAAGGGCCAUUGUGGCUCUUGAAGAGAGUCUAAUUAAGGGAUUAAUAGACCUUUUUGCUGAUACGGCGGCCAUAUUGAACUAAUUCGAUUUAAAGAGUAUUAUGGGGGGCAUGAGCACGAUCAGUUGAAAUAUGGUCUUUCACUGUAUAUUUCUCGGGAAAAAGGCCAUCAAACACGGAAACCUCGUUCCCAGCAUUCUCUCCUACCCGCCCUACCCGUAGGGUGGUAAGGAGAGAACCCUGGGAACGAGGUUGCCAAACAACGGCACAACGAUCUUUUUUCCCAUUACAAUCUUAUUCUAAGAAAGCUUAAAGAAAAAAUUCCUCGAAAGGGGCUCGUAAAUACUAAUAGGAUUGUGCUCAUACCCCCUGGGCAUCCCACAAUACUCCUUAAAUCUAACUUAUUCAAUAUGGCCGCCGUAUCGGUAAAAGGUUUACUGUUUAAGAAGAAUAAGUGUACCCUGGAUAAUCAUUGAGCUCCAUUGAUGAGCCGUUAGGUGCCAGUUCAGGUGAGGUGUAAAGAGAGAGUAUAUUUCAAACAAAGGGACUGGGGCCAAUGGCCCGAUAUGGCGGCUCCCUCAUCGUUCAAGGCGGUAGAAGAUAUUUGGUCUGUUCUCACGGAUGGACAUAAUAUAUGGUAAAAAAAUAAACAAAACCAAAACCCAAUUUAAAAAAAAAAAUGAAUUUUGUAUUUGUAAUAAAUGAAAAAUAAGGUAAACCCAUGACAGUAAGGCCAAGAGAAAUACAAGAGAGGGGAAUGAGUACCUAAUAUUAAGCACCACACUAGGUACAUUAUUACCUAGAGAUCGUAACUCUUUCCCCUUGAAAUGACGCAGCUGUAGAAGAUGGAUCCCAACCUCUCGGAGUUGGUAUUAGAGUGAGGGUGAGAGAGGGAGGGCGAUUGUCUGUUUUUGCUCUGUGGGACAAUAAACUUAAAACGGCCUCCUUUUAUCCUUCUUAAAGGACAAUUCAGGGAGUUGACACAGCGGUUGGAAAGUAUCCAAGAGCAACUAAGACAGAAAGACGGACAACUGAGGGAAGUGACACAGCAGUUAACAAAUGUUCAAGGGCAACUACAGGAGAGAGAUGGAGAAUUGAGGCAGAUGACACAGCAGUUGACAAAUGUUCAAGGGCAACUGAAGGAGAGAGAUGGAGAAUUGAGGCAGAUGACACAACAGUUGACAAAUGUUCAAGGGCGACUGAAGGAGAGAGACGGGCAAUUGAGGCAGAUGACACAACAGUUGACAAAUGUUCAAGGGCAACUGAAGGAGAGAGAUGGACAAUUGAGGCAGAUGACACAACAGUUGACAAAUGUUCAUGGGCAAAUGGGAGAGUUGACGCAACAGUUGACAAAUGCUCAAAGACAGCUACAACAAAAAGAUGAAGAAAAUACCACCAUGGGGGAACAACUUAGGGAAAAAGAACAAGAAGUGAAUGAACUGGAAAUAUCUCUUUCAACAGCUCAACAAGCGUUAAGUGAACGUCCACGCCAACAGUCACCUGAUUGGGUCAUUUCACGUGAUCAAAUUCAGCUGACAGAGAAAUGCAUUGGUAAAGGCGGCUGGGGAAGUGUUGUCGAAGGCAAAUAUUGUGGCUGCACUGUUGCCGUGAAACAGAUUUACGAGGUGCUUCUGAACCUUUCCUCUCAUAACAGAGAAAUGUUUGAGCGGGAAAUGAGCAUUGCUUCAAAAUGCCGCCAUCCUUGUUUGCUGCAAUUCAUCGGAGCAACAAACGAUGAAGGAAGUCCUUUGUUCGUGACCGAGCUCAUGGAAACGAGUUUGCGAAAAUUGCUGGAGCAGCGAUCUCUCUCUACAACUGAAGUGGUCGUUAUUUCUCUGGAUGUGGCUCGUGCAUUGAAUUACCUGCACCAAAAGAAACCACGCCCCAUCAUCCACCGCGAUAUCAGCAGCGCCAAUGUGUUGCUAUGGCGACAAGAGGACCAAUGGCGAGGCAAAGUGUCGGAUUAUGGUGCUGCUAAUUUCAUGCAACAUACCUUGUCAGUUUGUCCAGGUGCUGCAGUAUAUAGUGCUCCUGAAGCGUUUACUAAAAAUCAGACUGUGAAGGUAUGUCGUCUGCUAAACUUAAUCUCCAAACAAAGAGCCCGUUUACAGGCUAAUUUAGAAUAUUGAAUCCCUGCGAUAUACCGAAGGAGAAAGACCCAACGGCUAAAAAAAUGCAUUUUAUGGCUGUGAAAAAGUAGAGAAAACGUUCUGGUUUUGUGAUACAGGGAUACUUAUUUCUGUCAAAAAGGUAUAUAAAAGGGUAAGGAGUUGGGCCUCUGUGGGAUUAGCCCUUAAUCCUCUUCCUUAGUAACCACGCUCGACUGAUAUAUCGUCCUGAUGUAUUGUGUGAUAAGUUAGUGACCUUAGGCCUUGAUCGUCUAAUCAUCUAGAAUCAUCAAAUAACACAUCCUUGAAUGUUAUACUUGCCCUCCACUCUUCGUUUCGCGUGCGAUAAUGGCACAACCUCUGGGUGGAGUCGCCGGCACAAAACUUUGCUUAGUAACCCCCCCUCCCACCCAAGCAGACGGUCUUGACCAAAGAUGUGAGUAGUUGGGUAAACAGUGAAAGAUUUUAGUGGUCGAGUUCCGUCGUCGAGUGCUGGGUGGAAAAAAGAAUGGUAUAUAAAAGAUCUAUUUGUGGUUUUACAAUAAUCUGAGUCCUCUUUAGGAAGAAGUCCUUUGCCCUAGGAUUAUAUUCACUAACUUUGAAAGUGGUUUGCAUUUACAAAGGAGUCAAAUGAUACAUCAGGUGAUAAGUAUUGGUGUGGAACUGAAAGUGUUGUUAUCUAACUGUAUUUGUAUUUUUAAUUGUUAUCGUCUAUUUUUCGUCUUCAGGUUGAUGUGUACAGUUUCGGUGUUCUCAUCUGCGAGAUUUGCAUCGGGAAACUACCAAAUCCUGACAGGCGUACUGAGCAAGUCGCCAUGGUGAAAAACAAAGUGCUAAGAGCUCUCAUUCGUAGAUGUUUACAAGACAAUCCUCAAGACAGACCUAGUAUGGAAGACGUUAUUGGUGAACUAGAAAAACUAGUUUAA